AUGGCAACCACGUUUGCAAACCUCUAUACGCACCGCAAGGUUGCUGAGACAGCAGCCAAAGCGUGCGACAUAUGCUACAAGUCCAGCACAUCAGUGCUGAUCACGCCAGACAAGAAGGAUUUCUUCUUUGUUUGCCCCGUUCACUUGAAGGAUCGCUACUUUUGCACGCCCAAGAUUGAUGAGGAAGCCGCCAAAAAGAAGCGCGAGAAGGAGUUAGAGGAGGAGAAGGAGCGCGUCAAGAAAGAGUACGAGGAGAAACAGAAGAAAAAGAAGGAGAAGGAGGCGAAGAAGGAUAAAGACGAUAAGGACAAGGAUGAUGCUAAAGAAAAGGAUAAAGACAAGGAUAAAGACAAAGACAAAGACGAGGAGAAAGAUGGGGACAAGGAAACGGAGGAUGACAGUCCUACGCCUGAGGAAGAGCCACGUGUGUUUGAGUUAAAGACCACGUUCUAUCAGCAGAGGCUAUUGAAGAAGCGACAGGCUGAAGCCGCAAAACAGGAUCGGGAGCGAGCAUCAAAGCCUGGAUACUUUCCUUCUGUGCCUUCUGAUGCUCCCACUCGAGGAUAG
Fusarium sp. VM40 is the source of this 567-nucleotide messenger RNA. Lineage: Eukaryota; Fungi; Ascomycota; Sordariomycetes; Hypocreales; Nectriaceae. The record is from the annotation of a GenBank genome assembly.